UGCGGAGAAUUUUGCUCCUGAAAUUGCAUAUAAAGUCGGGUAAUUCCUAUGCGAUACGCAAAUUGUACUUGUUAUUCAAUAUAAAAUUUCGCAGCGGAAAAGUAAAUAAAAAAGUAAUAAUGUGUCGGUCAAUCCUUCUGACUGUACUUUUCCUGUUCAACUCAGCACAGUUUGGGAUUGGGCUCGACACAACCGGGCCAAGUGAUGACCCGAUCGCAGUGAAUCCGGCAACUCUACCCGGCGGAACCAUAACUAUUGAGUUUCAGCCUGGUCCAUUCUUUCAAGAUUUCAGACCCCCAUUUCCAACAAACGCUUGGUGGUCAGGUCUCACUUUAGGAUGGCAAUCCAACGUACUUGCUGGCCCAUUUCCAUUCAUGUCCAAAACCGAAAAUGAGGGUUUCCAAUUUGGAGUACCCGAGGCUCGUCGCUUUGACGGUAUAACUAUUCAUCAAGAUCCUUCAAUCGACUGGCAAGCCGGUUUUACAGGGAUACUUGAUGAUAUUGCUGCAAGGAAAGCUACUUAUUGGGAUACCCAAACAAUAUGUUUAGUGUACUUUAAUGGAGGAGUGGCUCAGAUGAAUACUUGCCUUGUACCUGGAUCUCCAUACUUGACCUUUAAAUACACAAAUGCAGCUCCUGAAUUUACAUCCUUAAUGGGUCCUAUAACGGAUGUAGUUUGGGUUACCACAGGGUUUAAGGUCAAGGUAACCACGGUAGUUGGAACUUACUUAUUUUACGCGCUAGAUGGGGAUCUCAAUCUGGAACUCGCCAUCGAUGACACAAGCUUGAUAUCACCACAACCUUACACUGGAACAAUCCGGGUUGCAAAAGUUAUUAGUACCGAACCAACCCAAGAGGCCAUACUCGAUACACAUGUAGGAUCUGUGCCAUACGGCGUAGUUAUGGAUUACCGUGUUGACGGAGACAUCAGCACUCAAACGUGGACGUGGCAGUUGGAGCGGGGGAAUCCCGAGGAUUUGCUGAUUUUGUCCUGGCCUCACCACAGAAAGGUUCUUGUAAACCCAAACUAUAUGCCAAUUGAGUACAUGACCAUCAAAGGUAAAAUGAGGGGUGUACGCGGUAAUGUAUGGACACAACGCCACAAUUUACCUACAAUCAAAUGGUUUACUCCAAAUGCCCCACAUCCUUCUUGCAUAAACGAAUUAAACAGGACAUUACAAAUUGAAGUGGACAACCCCACCCUAGGCAUCCCAGGGAAUUACUACUUUUGGGGAGGUGAAUUUGCAAGAGCUGCUCAACUCGCAACAAUAGCAGAACAUAUUGGUCGACUCGACUUGAUUCCAAAGAUUCUGGACACGAUGAAGAUUGUAGAGCACAUCUUUGACCCAGCCCACCCUGAGCUACUGGCAUACGAAACUGGUUGGGGUGGUAUUGUGGACCGAGAAGAUAUAAAUUCACACAUGUUCAACGAUCAUCAUUUCACUUAUGCGUAUAGCUUGCAUGGGGCCGCUGUAAUGGGGAAGUAUGAUCCGGAAUGGUUGAAUCAACAUAAGGAUUUCUUUUUGCAUCUGGCGAGAAGCAUUGCAAAUCCAUCACCCAACGACCCCCAUUACACCGUAACUCGUCACAUGGAUUUCUUUCAUGGACAUUCCUGGGCAUCUGGCUUAGGAAACUCGGCUGGGGCACGAGCUCAAGAAUCUAGCAGUGAAGCAAUAAAUGCAUACUACAGUCUUGCUCUAUUCGCUGAAGCAAUUGGUGAUCAACACCUCUUGGACUAUUCACGACUGCUGUUAGCUAUCGAGCUUGCCGGAGCUAUUCAAUAUUGGCAUUUAUACCCAGCUGAAGAUGAUCCAGAUACACCCUACCCAGAGCAAGAUUUUAGAAAUUUAGUAUCAGUUGGAAACUUGUUGGAUGCAUCGGUUGGUGCUUGGCUGUAUUGGGGCGGGCAACGUAUUCAGAUAGCUGCUAUUCAGCUUCUCCCUCUGACCCCUAUUGGACAGGAUUAUUUUGAUGUACCAUGGAUGGAGAAAAUGCUCGAGUAUUGCAUGGAGGAAAUUGAAGACUUGUCUAUUGGCGAUUCGUUCAAGUCAGUAAUUGUUGCUGCCUAUGCCACCGUUAAUCCCCAAAGAGCUUAUGUUCUUUCACAAGAGAUUGCCGAUUGGGGAGGUGGUAACUCGUGGACAAAUUCCUUGUACUUUAUUUCGUCGCAAUCAUUCACCAAUGAUAUCUGUACAGAAGCAGGCCAAACUCCAGAAGGCCUUUUCGUAAUUCUGGACGUCAUGAGUGGGAAAUAUGUUACACUCGGAACUGACUCAAAAUUGACAGCAGUUGGAGGGGCUAACGUUCUAGCAAGUAAAUUCAGGCUGGCAUUUAAACCCGGUGGCGGGACCCUUCAAGCGCUUAACAAUAAUAAAUACGUGACCGCGGAUAGUAGUGGCACUUCUGCUCUUGCCGCUACCAAGGAUACUGCGUCUAUGUAUGAGCUGUUUAGAUGGUAUCCACAACCUGACGAAACAUAUCAGCUAAGAGCUUUGUCUAACAAAGGAUUUGUCGGUACUGCCGCUGACAGACAACUAACAAAUAACGGGAUCGCAAGCAAGUACAUAUUGGUCCGUGUUGACGACGCACCCCUUGCACCACCACCUGCUCGAGGGAAAUUGCGUAAUAGUAACAGCAACAGCUUCGUUCGGGCAAUUGCGUCAGAUCCAACUCUCCGAGUUGGUAAUGCCGAGCCGGAUGCAACCAUUUGGUCAACAGAACGCGUAGAAGAUUCUCCAGAUGCAGCACCACUCUAUACCAUUCGCAGUACGACAACGGACCUAUUUGUUACGGCGGACCCAACUGGAGCCAGUCCCUUAACAGCAACUAACGGUGGCGCCGGGGCUUGGGAAUAUUUCCAGUUUAUUCCCUACAAUAAUGAGGUGUACAUCAUAAUACACGUCAUCUCUGGGAAUGCAGUUGCUGCUCAACCCGAUGGAACACUUGUCGAUAAUACUUUAGAUAUUGAUUUAGCUGUUCAAUGGGCAAUAUUGUGAGUAAAUUUAUUGACGUUACAAACAUAAUUUGACGAAAUAAAGUAAGUGUAUAAUUGUGAUUUGUGCAAAAGUAGGAUGGGACAUUUUGCUAUGAUUAUUCGUUAAUUUGGAACUUCUAAAUAGAGGUGUUAGCGACUUUUUGCUAAGUGUUUAAAGGGUUUAACCGUAUUUAAUUUCGUUCUGAGUCGAAAGACGAUUAAAUUCCUAUGAAGAAACUAUAUUAUGCUUCAACACAGUAAUAAUAAACCAUACAACAACAACAAGA
Messenger RNA from Folsomia candida, 3261 nucleotides. RefSeq names its product endo-1,3(4)-beta-glucanase 1. The transcript is spliced from 5 exons. Gene Ontology annotation, molecular function: endo-1,3(4)-beta-glucanase activity. The record is from RefSeq and is a predicted model, not a curated record. The coding region runs from base 120 to 2996 and encodes 958 amino acids. Lineage: Eukaryota; Metazoa; Arthropoda; Collembola; Entomobryomorpha; Isotomidae.